Molecule: messenger RNA, 9319 nt
Organism: Hyla sarda
Lineage: Eukaryota; Metazoa; Chordata; Amphibia; Anura; Hylidae
Gene: IGF2R
Product: insulin like growth factor 2 receptor
Exons: 47
Coding region: 27-7265 (2412 amino acids)
Biological process (GO): lysosomal transport
Cellular component (GO): plasma membrane; trans-Golgi network; late endosome
Molecular function (GO): insulin-like growth factor binding; D-mannose binding; signaling receptor activity
Source: RefSeq, a predicted model, not a curated record
AGGCGGGGCUGUCAGGUGACGAUCACAUGACCCUGCCCAGGGCUGCUUGUGUUUCUGCGCUGGGGCUCUACGCUGGAUUCGGCCGCAGCAUGAGACCCCCGGGGAUCUGGACGUUCGCCUCUGUUCUGCUGCUCAUCACCGGUGUUACCGGGCAGUCUACCGGUGUACCGAGCCAGCUGUGCGGACAAACUUGGGAAGCGUUUGAUGAUGAGAAAAAUGUGCACUAUAAGAUUAAUGUCUGUGAAAACUUACCAGCCAGUGAAUGUGGGGGGACGGCAUGUGCCAUUUCAGGCCAUGAUAUAAAGGACAACAUUUAUCAUGUAUAUGGAACAUUACCACCUCAAAUUGGCGAUAAUGUGCUUAUAUUUAAUACAACCCAAAGUUGUCCAGAAUCUGAGCAUAAAAUCCAAAGUAUUAUCAUCUUGGUGUGCGGAAAGUCAUUGGGUACCCCUGAAUUUAUUAAAUAUGAUGAAUGUGUUAAUUACUUUGAGUGGAGAACAUUUACGGCUUGCAAGAAGAAUACAUUUAAUCCUAUUAAAGAGGUACCAUGCUAUGUUUUUGACUCAGAUUACAAGAAACAUGACUUGAAUCCACUCAUAAAAGUAUCAGGCGGACACUUGGUGAAUGAUUGGGAGCCUGACUUUGACUUGUACAUCAAUAUUUGUCGAACUAUUGGUAUGUCUUCAGGAGAAACCUCAAUCUGUCCUCCAAGUAGUGCUGCUUGCCUUACAAAAGAUGGUAAAGGUUAUGAUGUUGGACAACCGAAAAAUGCUCUUGCCUCCUAUGACAAAGACAGGCUGGUUCUUGAAUAUGAAACAGACUCGAAACCUGUCUUUUGUAAUGGCCAUUCACCAACGGUUAAAAUAAUAUUUACAUGUCCAUCAGCUGGCACAGAGGUUACUGACCCCAAACUUACUGCGAGCAGCAAUUGUCGGUAUGAGAUAGAAUGGAUUACAGAGAAUGCUUGUCACACAGAUUACUUGGAAAGUGACAAUUGUAAACUCAUCAGCAAAGAGAGGGGAAUUUCUGUUGACUUGACGCCACUUACAGAAAAACCAGGAAACCCUUACCAUACACAAGAUCCAAAGGGUGACUAUUCAUACUUCUUGAAUGUGUGUGGUAAGACAACAGAAGGGGGAUGCUCAGGUGACUAUGUUUCGUCUUGUCAAAAGAAAAAAGCAAAUGGACAAUGUAAAUCUUCUGGCUCAUACCAAAAUCAAACCCUCAGGUAUUCUGAUGGUGAUAUAACUUUGACAUAUCCCAGGGGAGACACUUGCAGUUCUGGUUUCCAGCGUAUGACUGUAAUUAAUUUUAUAUGUAAUGAGACUGCAGUGAAUGCUGGAAAGGGAGUGCCUGAAUUUCAGAGUGAGGCAGACUGUACCUAUUUCUUUUCUUGGCAAACCAAAUAUGCAUGCCUAAAAAAGAAAGAAGAUAUGUGCUAUGUGGAAUCAAAGAAGAAACAGUUCAACUUGUUUAGUUUGAUUCGUACUCCAGAAUCCAGCAAUGCUCAAAACUGGGAGGCAGUAAGCUUAAACACAUCAGAUAUGAGCCGCUUCUAUAUUAAUGUCUGCCAUGAUGUCCUGCAGACAGGAGAGGCCAGUGCCUGUGAUGAUGAUGCAGCAAUUUGCGCAGUGGGUCCUGGUGGCAAGAAAAAUCUAGGAAAGUUUCUUACUCAACCAAAGUUUGUUAAUGGACACAUUGUUCUUGAAUACAUGGAUGGGUCAACUUGUGCAGGCAACAAACAUAUUAACACCAACAUCACACUCAUAUGCAGCCCAGGUAACCGCGAGAGCCCCCCAGUACUAAAGAGUGCUGAGGACUGCAGCUAUGAAUUUGAGUGGAAUACAGCUGCUGCCUGUGUCGUAUCCAGAAAAGAAGGAGAUAAAUGCACAGUUGCAGAUGCACAGUCUGGUUUCUACUUUGAUCUUUCUCCUCUGACCAAUAAAACUGGAAGCUAUGAGAUUGUUACUGAUACAUACAAUUUCUAUAUAAAUGUUUGUGGCAAUGUAACCCAACAACCAUGUGAACCCAGUUCAGGAGCAUGUCAAGUGGCUAAGAACAAAGAAAAUUGGAAUCUUGGUGUUGGCAAUUCUAAGCUUUCCUACUAUGACGGAAUGAUCCAGCUCAGCUACACUGAUGGAACUGCUUACAAUGAUGAUAAGAAGACGCCUCGCACAGCACUGAUAACUUUCUUGUGUGACAGAAGUGUUGAUCUUGGUCAGCCAGAAUAUCAGAAAGAAGACAACUAUACGUACAACUUCAAGUGGUACACAAAAUAUGCUUGUCCGGCUCUACCGGUGGAAUGCAUUGUAGUGGACAAGGAAAAAAAUGAACAAUACGAUCUUUCCAGUUUAUCUAAGGUACAAGGAGAACAUUCUACCAACUGGUUUGCCAUGGAUCAAACACAGGAUCAUCACAAAAAAUAUUACAUUAAUGUAUGUCGGUCAUUGGUGCCAGUGUGGGGAUGUGAUCCAUUUGCGGCAGUGUGCCAAAUGGGCUAUGCCAAAGUAUCUGAUAAGCUUGAAGAAACCGCGACGAACAACAACCUGGGUGUAGCAAGCAAGAAACCUAUUAUAGAAAGCAGUGGAAAAAUACUCAUUGAAUACACAAAUGGCUCUAAAUGUAUUGAUCAAGAAAAUAAUGAUGUUUUAUAUUCAUCACAAUUGCAUCUUAUAUGUGAAAAGGGAGCUGUGUUCACCAGUCCUAGAUUUAUUUCUGAUGAAAACUGUGUAGCCACCUUUCUGUGGAAUACAGAAGCCGCUUGUCCUAUGUUCAAAAGCAAACAUGGAAAUGAGGACUGUUUAAUAGAAAAUCCAAACACUGGUUUUAUUUAUAACUUUGAAUCUUUGAAGAAUGAGUCUGGUUAUAUGGCACAAGGCAAUGGUAAAACAUAUAAGCUGAAUAUCUGUGGCCCUGUCAGUGAUUGUGGCCAGGUUGACGGCAGUCCUGCAGCUGGUUGUGAAAUUGAAAACCAGGUAAAAUCUAGACCGGUGAAACCAAGCAAGUCACUGGAUCUAUCUUCAGAGGACACCAUUACUCUUACUUAUAGUGGAGCAAAGGAUGACAAAACAGGGUCCGGAGACAGCUUCACGAUAAAUUUCGUAUGUAAUGAUGAUCUAUAUCCGGGUCAGCUGUCAUUCAAGAGAGAAGAGAUUAAUUCUGAGACACAUCUUUACCACACUUUUUUUGAUUUUGAAACGGCCAUGGCUUGUUCCCCAGCCCCAGUUGACUGUCAAGUUACAGAUUCCAGGGGUAAUGAAUAUGAUCUAAGUGACCUUAGUAGGGAGGAUGAACCAUGGAUUGCUGUUGAUACAGCCGACCAAAAAGAUAAAAGAACAUUUUAUCUCAGCAUCUGCAAGCCUCUGCCAUAUGCUUAUGGAUGUUCAGGCGGAGCAGUCGGAUCCUGCAUGAAGACUUCAGACAAUAAACACUUGAAUCUUGGCUUCAUCCAGAUGAGUCCCCAGGCUUCUGAUGAUGGAUCUCUUACCAUAGUUUAUAUGAGUGGGGACAAAUGCUCAAAUACUAAGCAUUACUCGACAAGGAUCAUUUUUCAGUGUGAUCACAAUUUAGGGUCUCCUGUGUUCCAAGAACAAGAGGGAUGUGAAUACGUCUUCUUAUGGAGAACUUCAGAGGCUUGUCCUGUUGCUAGAGCUGAAGGUGACAACUGCCAAGUUAAAGAUCCAAAGUAUGACUAUGUUUAUGACCUGAGUCCACUUGGAGAAAAAGUUGUAACAGUGGAAGAUGGUGAAUAUAAAUACCAGCUCAAGGUUUGUGGUGAAGUUCCUGCAUCUGCAUGUUCAUCCCAGGCACCAUCUGGAUCAACUGUGUCAUCCUGUCAAGUAAAGGGUGAUAAAGGAAUGUUAGCAGGUUUGACAAAUCAAAAGCUGGUAUAUGAAGAUGGGAUUAUUAUGAUAAAUUACACUGGAGGAGCACUCUGUCACAAGAAAUAUCAACGUUCAACUCUUAUAAUAUUCCAAUGUGACAAGACAGAAGGAAAGCCUGAAUUUCUAAAAGAGACUCCAGACUGCAUAUACAAAUUCCAGUGGCGUACACCACGAGCCUGUCUACCUUUUAAGCCUAUUGACUGCAGCUUCAAGGACACACUUGGAAGGUCAUAUGAUUUGUCACAGCUAUCACAUUACGAUAAAAACUGGGAAGCAGAUUCUUUGAUUGAUCCAAAGAUUAAAUUCCGCAUCAAUGUAUGCAGACCUCUGGUGCCAGACACUGGGCCUGCUUCUUGCCCCCACGGCUCUGCUGCCUGUUUAUUAGAAGGUAACAAGGCUACAAAUCUGGGAGAACUUGUAUCCAGUCCAAGAUGGGACAGUGCAGUGUCUGUGCUUGAGUAUAAGAAUGGGGACCUCUGCUCUGAUGGUACGAGAAAAAGAACUACUACAAUAAGAUUUAUGUGUGACCUAAAUAAAGUGGUAUCAGGACCGGAGUUAAUCAGUAACAUACAGAACUGUGACUAUAAUUUCUUGUGGAUCACCGCAUAUGCAUGUCCUUUGACAAUAAGCACACAUGAUGAGUGCCGAGUUAAGAACUCUGUUACAGGCCAUGAAUUUGAUCUGUCUUCAUUGUCAAGCAAGGAUGGUUAUCUUAUUAAGGAUCGUGAAAGAUCUAUUCAGUUAAAUGUUUGCAGUAUGGUUAACAAUAGUCCAUGUGGAGCUGCAGCGGGUGUGUGUGUGACAGAUGGAGGCAAACAUAUAAAUGCGGGGAGAUCAUCGAGGAAUAUCACUUAUGUAGACCGGGUGCUGAAACUAACUUAUGAAGAUGGGGACCAAUGUGAAAAGAAUCCCUUUAUGAAACAUCGUAGUGUCUUUACUUUUGUAUGUGGAGCAAAUACAGUUACUGGCAGUCUCCCUUCAUUGACCUACUAUAGUGAAGACACUUGUACAUGGCAGUUCUCCUGGAAUACGCCCCUAGUCUGUGAACAAGAGAUUGAGUGCUCUGUUCGAAAUGGCACGUCCCAUAUUGAUCUCAGUCCCCUCCUCAAGCGCGCUGGUUAUUAUGAAGUCCUACAAAGCACAAAGAAAGAGGGCUCUGGAGUUUUCUACAUCAAUAUUUGCCAGCCAUUAAAUGAUGGGAAAUGUCCACCCGGGGCAUCAGUCUGUAGAGUCCCUGCCGGGGAAGAACCCACUGACAUUGGCCACCCAUCAGGUCCUCCACAGAUUGAUCUAGCUACACAAAAGGUUUUUAUCAAAAUGGAAAGCCAGACACCAUGUGAUUCUACGGACAAGGCGAAGGGAAACUAUUCUACCACCAUCAUCUUUCAUUGCAAUGCAGGGACAGAUCUGGGAAGACCGAAGUUUGUUCAACUUUCUGAAUGCAACUAUCUUUUUGAAUGGGACACCCCUUUAGUGUGUCCGGAUGAAGAAAGUGUCUUGGGGUGUUCACUGACAGAUCAGCAACUACAAUACACCUUUAAUUUCUCCAGCCUCUCCAAAGAGACAUACAAAGCAUCUGGUUCAAUGCCUUUCUACAUUGGAGUGUGUUCUCCAGCACAAAAUGUGCUGACUGACAAAUGUAGCGGGGCAGUGUGUCUUCAGUCUGGAAACACAUCCGUCUCUUUUGGGAAAGCAAAUGCACUAAAAAUGGAGUAUCUGCACCAAGAGGAUAUGAUUAAACUUCAGUAUGCAGGAGGAGACCCUUGUCCACAAGCUACUGAGAACAGGCAGUCCACCAUCUUGUUUAAAUGUGAUGAAAGUGCUGGGAAGGGCUCUCCUGCUCUGCUGAGUGAGACCAAAGGCUGUUUGGCUACCUUUGAAUGGAAAACACAGCUAGCCUGUCUUCCAAGAAAAUUGGACUGCAAGUUCAUAUUCAACAACCAGACCUAUGACCUUAGCAUGCUCUCCUCGAUGACUGGACACUGGGAUUUUACAGAUAAUGGCAACAGGUAUUAUCUUAACCUUUGCCAAAGAGUGAAUCAAGGGCCUAGUGCUUGCUCCGAAACAGCAAGUGUGUGCCGGGAAAGUAAUGGACGUGUCCAGGUUUUAGGGCAACUUCAUACACAGAAUGUAAUAUUACAAGAUAAAGCCAUUUCAGUCACCUAUUCAAAUGGAGACGAGUGCAGAAAAGACCAAAAAUUCUCAACUACUAUAAAUCUAAUAUGUAACACUAUAACUAGCAAGCCUGUGUUACAAAGGUUUGAUUCACAGGCUUGUCGCUAUUACAUUCAGUGGGAGACACGAGCAGCAUGUGCUGUUAUUCCAGAAGAAGUUACAAUGACAAAUGGAAUAAUCCAUUUAGAAAAUGGUAUAAACAUUGAUUUAACCAGGAUCUACAUCAAAUCAUACACUGCUGGUGGUGAUAAAAGGACUAAGGAUCAGUAUUUAUAUGAAAUUCAGCUAUCUGGAAAAGAGAACUCUACUCACCAGAAAUGUAACAAAGCAAGCAUAUGCCAAGUCAAGACUACUGGAGACUUUACUAGAGCUGUUGGCUCUCCCGGAAAUGCCAAAUAUUACCUUGACGAUGAUGAUUUGGAUGUAGUUUUCACCUCAAGCUCACAGUGUGGUAAAGACAGAACCAAAAAUGCCACUUCUUCCAUAUUGUUGCGUUGCAGCCCAUCCCAUGGGGAGGGACAACCAGAAUUCCUUCAUGAAACGGCGGACUGUCAGUAUGUGUUCACCUGGCACACCUCUGCUGUUUGCCCACUGGUCCCGAAAGAUGAUGAUGAUGGCAAACCUGUUAAUGGUAAUUCAUACCAAGGCCUGUCUGGUAGGAGCCAAGCUGUGGGGGCCAUUCUUAGUAUUCUUCUGGUGAUUCUUGUUGCUUGUUUAGUUGUGCUGUUAUUGUACAAGAAAGAGAGAAGGGAAACUGUUAUGUACAAGCUAACCAACUGCUGCCGGAGAAGUUCCAGUGUGUCUUACAAAUAUACGAAGAUCAACACAGAAGAAGAAGUGGACAAUGAAACGGAGUGGCUCAUGGAAGAAGUAUCUGCCAACCAUGGAAAAUCACUCCAUGAAAAUGGUCACGUUAGGAGCGUUAAAGCUGGAGCCUUCACCUCACUUCACGUUGAUGAUCUUGACAGUGAAGACGAGGUCUUGACUGUCCCUGAAGUCAGAAUACAGUCUGCAAGAAACAAACAGAAGAAUUUAAACCGGUCUUUAGGCCAGUAUGCUUCUGGAAGUGAUGAGAACAUAAUAGGUGUAGCUAACGGUGGACAAGAACAGGCCGGAAAAUCCAGAUCUGGUCUAUAUAAAAAGGAGGACAAGCCUACUAUAACAUCUUUUCAUGAUGACAGUGAUGAGGACUUGCUUAAUGUCUAGUGCAACUCUGCAAUCUUAACCCCUCCUCCUAAUUGUGCCUAAAAUGAAAUAGUUUGAAGGGACAAUGCUGUUGCAACCAAAUAUGCGUAACUUUUUUUUUUUUUUACCUUUUAUAGGUUGAAAUAAAAUCAAUACAUGGGAAGACGGGGAUUAUUUUUUAUUCUCUGUUUACAGCAAUGAUGGAAUUUUGUUGAAUUUCUGCUCUAGAGACUUUAAGGAAGCUUUAUGUGCAGUAUUUUGUUUUAAGAAUCCCUGCACUAAAUGGUAAAUAGUUGGAAUAUCCUUUCUUACUACGGGAGCUGGCAUCUUCUUGUAUUAUGUAAAUUGUUCUUCGCAAUCAAUAAAGUCAGAAGAUACAAGCAAUUUCCAUUUCUAUUGGAUCCUCUGACUCUGCCAUCACAAUCCAAGUUUGACUACUUAUUUAUUCACUUGAACUACAACUCAGGUUGGCUGAAUAAAGCAUUAUACUAUUCCUGCCGGCAGGGUGUUAAAUCCAUAAAGGGACUGAUCAAGAAGUGCACUCCCAGUUGUAAUAUUUACUGAUACCAUCGCGUUAAAUCCAGACGAUGAUUUUGUGUGUUAAUAAUCUCUUAGGUUUAAGUGGUGAAUUCUGAAGAAGUAUUUCUUAUAUCCGUAUAUGUACAUAUAUGCUGCUGUCCUGUGCAUGGUGUCCAAUGGAAAUAAUAAAGUAUUACAGUGUGUCAAUAGGAAACAAUCAUUAAACUUGCACCAGGAAGAUCUUUACGAGGCAUAAAAUUACUUGUAUUGAUGCCAUCAGAUUAGAAUUUUUUUUUUAAUGCCAGUCAGUGAACCCAUUUAUAUUCAUAAAGUGAUUCCCUACAGAUGUCUUAAUGUCCCCCAUGGACUUAAGCGGUAGAGUUUGGACAUCUUUCAUUGUUAGUGUUUCCUAAUGAUAAAAUGAUCAUGGAGUAUUCUGCAGCCAGUGAUCUGUGGUACUAAGCAGUGUUCAGUAUACCUGUAGUGCCAACAUAAGGGAAAUAAGGCAUACACUGUGCACAUUACAACUAAUGCAGGCACUUAGAGAUAUGCUUUUUGUAUUUUAUCCUUAUGGAUGAGGGUGCUAAACAGAAAACCCCCUCAGCUUUCCCUAGGGUAUUGGAACAUGGGUUUUGUAAACUUGACCACUCCUUUAAAUAGGCAGUCAUGUGCAGAUUACAACACACCAAAACUGUUUGUAUGCCAUGUGUAACUGCACUACAUCCAUAAUGUCAAGAACGUCUCAUUACAAAAACAUACUUUCCCUCGUAUUGAGUUCUUUCUCAUUUUGCAUUUUUUCUUCUUCUUUCUACUAUUGCUUCUAGAUUUUUGUAGAGCUCUACUCUGCUCUGUGGCUGCAUUCAAAUCAGAAAAGUAGCCUAGAUUUGGACUGGUAUGCCUACAUAGACUGUGUUGUACCUGUGCUUGGUCCAUCGAGUUUAGUAGACCAACCGCAAUGUAAAAGUGACUCCAUUUUCAAGCAUGCACUGUUAUUUUGUGAUACUCAAAAGCGCAGCCUUCUGUGUUGUAGAGUGGAUAAAAUGUACCGUAGUAACUAGUAGACUCUGCUUGGUCUGUUGAACUCAAUGGAGCUUGCAGGUAUAUCCCAGACAUACACUUCUUUUCAGAUGUGAACAAAUCCAAAGUCAAUCUUGAAAAUGAGCUUUUUAUGGUAAGUGGCUGAUCUAGCAAAUUGUCUAUUCUUAUAGCCAUCCUUCAGUGAUAUGUAAAAGACACUGGGUAUAUCGUUGUACAUGUACGUAAGGCUAAGUUCACCUUUUAAUUUAUGCGCGGUACAGUUAUUUCUGCCAUCUUUUAAUAAGCUGGUAUGCAAUAUUGUCAUUUUUUUCCCAAAAUUUAAUGGGGACUUCCAGUUGUAUGUAUAUGAAGUUUAAUUAUUGUAUAAUUAAGUGAUGCAACUUUUUAAUCUACUUUGUUUUUUUCUCUUUUAGUUCUAUUCUUUUCUUCAUACUAUUACUGAUUGCACAUUUUUUUAGGUUGAAAAUCUGUAGAAUAAGAAUCUCCUAUGCACAUAAUGAACAGCAUAGGUGUAAGCA